AACGUCUGCGAACAACACAGUAAACACUUCCGUGUGGCUAAAAGAGCUUUAGAGGACCAAACUCUGACAGUCUCGUCGUCGCCAAGAUUUAUGGAAAAGACUGCUAAUUUAGCCCUGAGGAAUUAGCCAGAGGAGUUGACUGGGAGUUGCUUUUUGCUAGUAAAAGUGGCGUUUCAGGCGAAUCAAUACAUACAAGUUGUAACAUCUGGACAGAUGUUAGCCUUGAAAGGCAUCAAUGGAGCAAAUGCGACUAAGUUGCCAGUUGAACACUUCGUGAUUGGUGGAUCAUCCUAGAUUAAACGGCGGGACUGGAAAAGUCAACUAUGCUAGUCAACUCUCAGCGUUGACUCUGGAACAGAAAUCUCUACCAUUCCUUUCCGUCUAGUUGAUGGCUAGACGUUCGAUGGCUAGCUCCUCGAGGAAGGGCGACGAAGGAUAAAAAUGAAUUCCGCUUACAACCGUACCUGUCGGCUUACUAUUUUAAGACUCUCUGAUCUUUGCAACCAUGACAUCAAGUUUGUGGUCGCUGCGGUGCGUAAGUUACAUUAAAAAUUAAAAUAACCUGUACCUCCCUGAAAAUCCUAUCCAUGCUCGGACAAGGUAAAGAGGCACUGGUCGGAGUCAAGAAAAGCUCUCAAAGUGGGAUUGUGACGAACAAGUUUAUUUCUUAAAACGCGUAGCUACUUGGGAAGCAUUUGCGAGAGCAAGCAAGACUUGGUGAAACACUCCAAUUAUGGAUUCUUCACUCAAACAGGCUUUAAGGAAACCUCCAUCGCGACGAACAGCAGAGGAUCUGAACAACAUCUACUGCCACCUUUACCACAUGGAUGUGCUGUCACACCUGAGAGAACACCAGCUCAGGUCCAUGUGCACCUCUGCCAGAUACGAGUGCUAUGAUGCCAACCACUUCCUGUUCUAUCCGGAUAACAUCUCCACAUGCUGGUACAUCCUCCUGUCCGGCUCGGUCUUCGUCAAGGAGCACAUGUACUUGGCGCGCUGCUGCUUCGGGAAGCAGCUGGGUGGACGACGAGGCUGUGAAUGCAUCACCUUAGAGCCGUCCGAAAUGAUUGUGGUGGACAACGGCAGCGAGGGGAGCGAGGACGCCACGCUGCAGAGGGACGGCUCGCACCGGCACUCCCGCCGCCGCUUCAGACGGGUCAACAACCGCGGGGAGCGCGAGCUCAUCACCGACGGACAGGACCCCCCCGCCAGACCGGCCACGGACUAUGCUGAUCACCAGCUUCCUGGAGACCUCAACAAAAUGCAUCUCACAGACCACCCCCACCAGCAGAUGAUGCACAUGGCUCCCAGCCAGUCAGGGUGCAGCAUCGCCAGUGACUCCGGCAGCAGCAGCCUAUCGGAUAUCUACCAGGCCACAGAGAGCGAGGUGGGAGAUGUGGACCUGUCGGGGCUGCCAGAGGCCGCCGUGGACUCUGAGGAAGAGGAGGAGGAAGACGAAGACCUGGAGCGGGCCACGGACCCUCUGCUGGGGCGAGACCUGGUGCGCGAGUGUCUGGAGAAGGACCCGGCUGACCGCACCGACGACGACAUCGAGCAGCUCCUGGAGUUCAUGCACCAGUUGCCUGCGUUUGCCAACAUGACGAUGUCUGUGAGGAGGGAGCUGUGCACCGUCAUGGUGUUCGAGGUGGUGGAGCAGGCGGCCACCGUCAUCCUGCAGGACAGACAAGAGCUGGACCUGUGGUACGUGAUCGUGAACGGCUCGGUGGAGAUCGGCCACGCGGACGGCCGCGCGGAGCUCCUGUGCAUGGGCAACAGCUUCGGCAUCUCGCCCUCGCUGGACAAGCAGUACAUGAGCGGCCUGGUGCGCACCAAGGGGGACGACUGCCAGUUUGUGUGCAUCGCCCAAGAGGACUACUGGCGCAUCCUCAACCAUGUGGAGAAGAACACGCACAAGGUGGAGGAGGAGGGCGAGAUCGUCAUGGUGAAGGAGCACCGGGAGCUGGACCGCAGCGGGACGCGCAAGGGACACAUCGUCAUCAAGGGGACACCGGAGCGUCUGAUCAUGCACCUGGUGGAGGAGCCGUCGGUGGUGGACCCCACCUACAUCGAGGACUUCCUGUUGACCUACCGCACCUUCCUGUCCAGCCCGAUGGACGUUGGCCGCAAGCUGCUGGAAUGGUUCAAGAUGGACACCCUCCGAGACACGGUCACAAGAAUAGUGCUCUUGUGGGUGAACAACCAUUUCAACGACUUUGAAGGGAACCCAGAAAUGACCCACUUCCUAGAGGACUUUGAGAAGCAUCUUGAAAGAGAGAAGAUGAAGGGCCACCUGCGGCUGCUGAACAUCGCGUGCGCUGCCAAGGCCAAGUGGCGGCAGGUGACGCUGCAGAAGCCGUCUCGUGAGUCCCCGCUGCUCUUCUCCCUGCUGGGGGGCAGCGAGCGCGGAUUCGGCAUCUUCGUGGAGGCCGUGGAGGAGGGCAGCAAGGCGGCCGAGGCAGGACUCAAGCGAGGAGACCAGAUUAUGGAAAUCAAUGGGCAGAACUUUGAGACCAUCUCCUAUUCCAAGGCCAUGGACUUCCUGAGGAAUAACACACACCUCUCCCUGACUGUAAAGACCAACAUAUUCGUCUUCAAGGAGCUGCUGAGCCGGCUCCUCCACGAGAAGAAGAACGGCGGUCCGCACCUGCCCAAGAUCCAGGAGAAGAAGGGCAGCCGCCUCUCCAUCCCCGACCUGCCCGGCGACAUGGAGUUCCCCACCGACAGCAGGAGCCACAGGAAGCUCAAGGCCAACACCGUGUCCGGCGGACGCAACAAGAUCCGCAAGAUGCUGGAGAAGACCCGCUUCAGCAUCCUCCCGCCCAAGCCCUUCAGUGACGGCGGUGUGGGCCAGUCUCAGGACGACAGCAUCGUGGGCACCAAGCAGGCGCGCCACAGCCUGGCCAUCAUGCCCAUCCCCGGCAGCCUGUCGUCCAGCAGCCCAGACCUGCUGCAGCCCGCCACCAGCGUCCUGGACUUCUCCAACCCCUCAGACAUUCCGGACCAGGUGAUCCGCGUGUUCAAGGCGGACCAGCAGAGCUGCUACAUCAUCAUCAGCAAGGACACGACGGCGAAGGACGUGGUGUCGCACGUGGUGCACGAGUUCGGGCUGCUGGCGGCGUCCGACACCUACUCGCUGUGCGAGGUGUCCAUCAGCCCCGAGGGCGUCAUCAAGCAGCGCCGCCUCCCCGACCAGCUCGCCAAACUCGCCGACCGCAUCCAGCUCAACGGCAGGUACUACCUGAAGAACAACAUGGAGACGGAGACGCUGUGCUCGGACGAGGACGCCCAGGAGCUGCUGCGUGAGAGUCAGAUCAGCCUGCUGCAGCUCAGCACCGUGGAGCUGGCCGCCCAGCUCUCCAUGCGCGACUUCGACCUCUUCCGCAACAUCGAGUCCACCGACUACGUGGAGGACCUCUUCAAGCUGGACCCCGCGUCCCGGGCCAGAGGAGGGGGAGGAGGAGGAGGGGACGACGGCGGUCACCCCGGCACCCGGCUGAAGCAGUUUGAGGAGAUCAUCAACCAGGAGACGUUCUGGGUGGCCACGGAGAUCCUGCGCGAGCCCAACGCCAUGAAGCGCAUGAAGACCAUCAAGCUCUUCAUCAAGAUCGCCCUGCACUGCCGCGAGUGCAAGAACUUCAACUCCAUGUUCGCCAUCAUCAGUGGUCUGAACCUGGCUCCGGUGGCUCGUCUGCGGGGCUCGUGGGAGAAGCUGCCCAGCAAGUACGAGAAGCUGUUCCGCGACCUGCAGGACAUCUUCGACCCGUCGCGCAACAUGGCCAAGUACCGCAACGUGCUGAGCAGCCAGAGCAUGCAGCCGCCCAUCAUCCCCCUCUUCCCCGUGGUCAAGAAGGACCUCACCUUCCUGCACGAGGGGAACGACUCGAGCGUGGACGGCCUGGUGAACUUCGAGAAGCUGCGGAUGAUCGCCAAGGAGAUCCGGCACGUGGUGCGCAUGACCUCGGCCAACAUGGACCCCGCCCUCAUGUUCCGCCAGAGGUCCCUGAGUCAGGGCAGCACUAACUCCAACAUGUUAGACGUGCAGAUGGGGGCCCAUAAGAAGCGUGUGCGGCGCAGCUCGCUGCUAAACGCCAAGAAGCUCUAUGAGGACGCGCAGAUGGCACGCAAGGUCAAGCAGCACCUGUCCAACCUGCAGGUGGAGCACGACGAGGACAAGUUCCACAUCAUGUCCCUGCAGUGUGAACCCGCAUACAGCACAUUGUCUAAGAAUCUGAGUGAGAGGAGGUCCACUAAGUCGGACAUGUCUCCCGUGUCUCUGCGCUCAGCCCUGCCCUCGGGGAAGUCCCAGAACCGCGUCUCCCAAGUGCUGCAGGUGCCGCCCGUCAGCCUGUACGGCCCGCUCCGCAAGAAGAGCCUGGCCAAAGACCUGGCGCACAACUCGGGUUCUCCCCAGGUGCAGAAGAAGGCGUCGGGUGCGGGCGAGGACUGGAGUGGGAAGCGUGCGGAGGACAGCGUGUCCAUCGCCUCCUCUCUGCACCCCAGCCCCACGGUGUCCCCACAGGGCUCUCCGCGCAAAGGCUCCAAAGCGGGCAGCGUCAGCAGUGGCACUGGAACUGGCGGCGGUGGCAGCGUUGGGCCUGGAGGUCCCGGGCGCAGCUACGGCAUAGGCUACGCGCUGAUGCCGGCGGGGAGGGCGGACGUGUCGGACUCGAGCCACAGCGAGAUGUCGUCGCGCUCCAGCGUGGUCAGCAACUGCUCCGUGGACUCCAUGCUGGCGGCCGCAGCGGAGGAGCGAGGAGCCUCCAGCCACCAGCGGCCCUGCAGCGCCCCCGACGCCAGCACCGCACACACACACACACACACACACACACUCCCCCACGCCGACGCCAGUCAGCCCUGCACAAGUUCGUCGGCGUCUCGGCCCUCGGUGACGCGCGCCGCCACGUUCACGUCGUCGAUGAGCACGGACGAGCUGGCGCCGGACCACGGCUCCUCGGUGGUGGAGACGGCGGACAGCGGGCGCGGCAGCUGGACCUCGUGCUCCAGCAACUCGCACGACAGCUUCCAGAGCGCCUCCCUGCCCGCCCAGCGCGCCCUGCUCGACCUGCCCGCCUACCGCCACUCACAGCUAGGGGGCGCCAUCGCCGAGGUGGAGCCCACCGCCGCCACCGCCACCGCUACUGCCACCUCCUGGACGGAGGACGCCAACGCCGCCGCCAACCGCCACUCCGAGCUCAACCCGUCGCGGCAGAGCUGGGCGUCAUCCAGCUCGCUGUCGGACACCAGCUACGAGGGCAACUACGGGACCGUCAAGCGGCGGGCGGCCGAGCAGUCGGGGGCGCAGGGGGGCGGGGGGGAGUCCUCGGAGGGGUCACAGGGGUCGGACGCCAGCUACAAGACCGUCACGUCCAGCACAGACAAGGGCCUGAUAGUGUACUGUGUAACGUCGCCCACCAAGGACGACAGGUUCAGGUUGCCGCCGCCCACUCCGCCGGGGUACCAGGGGCUGGCGCUGCUCGGCGACGCGCAGGAGGGGGGAGCGCCCGCCGCCGUGGCGAUGGUGGCCAUGGCGAUGGCGCGGCCGGCCCACUUGCGGCCGCCCGACUAUAGCGUGGCGCUGCAGAGGUCAAAGCUGGUGCCCAGCCGGCCGCCCAGCGUGGCCCUCAGCGCCGGCCCUCAGACGCUAGCCGAUAGUGAGGAUGAUGAACAGGUCUCGGCAGUGUAACUGCACACACUCCGCAGGUGGACGGCACUGGACGGCACUGGACGGACGAGUGAGACGGAGAGAGGAGAGUGGUCUCACGAGCUAGAACACCGCUGGGAUCACUGUGGCCCCCCCUCCAGACAAGAGCACACACACACACACACACACACACACACACACACACCUCACGUACACCUCGACCUGCUCACAGUGCAGCCUCACCUUGGCCCAUCACAAACAGUGUCACACACACACACACAAACACAUGCACACACACAAACACACGCGCGCGCACACACACACACAAACACACGCACACUCAAACACACGCACACACACACACACAUAGACUUGUUUUUAGGCCGUUCAUAGUAGUGGACGGCUUGUUUUUAACUCACCUUGCCUCAGGCUCCAGAACUGAACUGAAUGGAUAGCACAGGAUGGAGUGUGUGUGUGUGCGUGUGUGUGUUCAAUAUCAUGGCUUCUUGUGCAGAAGAGGGGGAAAAAAACCCAAUCCAUGAUGACAACCUUGGCUUUAUUUUUUCAUGGUUUGCUUUUGUAACAGUACCUCUGUUGUAUGUGACCACACUUAGCUCACCCUCAGCUGCAGACUGCAACAGCGUGAUUGAAGGGUUCAGCUCGUAGAUUCUGUAGCCGAGCUCCAAGUAGGACUCGAGAGGGCGGCUGUAAUGGAGAAAAACGAGCCAGCGCCACUUUUCCAUCGUGCGCUCUUUAGCCGCGCCGUGCUGCGCUCGCUGUGGUUCCGGCAGUUUCCGUAAACACUUGCGCCAGAGCAUCCCAGGGGCAGACCCACGCUUGCAUCACAGUGUUUACAUUCAAUUGUGUAAAGUAGGAUUGAAAUGUGAUGGUCUGUUGCCAGCCCAGCUGGCCCCAAUGCUACAAUUUUGUUUUGUGUUUGGAUUUAAACAUAUCAGUCAUUCAGAUUUCAAGAAAGAACCGUUUUGUUUUUAAGGUGCCAUUUUGAAAAGCGCUAAAUUCAAGGGGACUAGCUGUGGGAUAAUGGGCGACACGUCACGCUCACUCUGGUAGCAGGCGUUUGAAGUGACGCUAGUUAUAAUAUUUGGUCUUUGGAGUUUACUGCUAAAGGUCUGUGGAGGGUGACCUGGACUGGGCAGGUAUGGCAUGGGUGUCUAGCCUAGUCCAGAAAGGUCUCUCUACAGACCCUUUGGAGAGGAAAUCAAGCCUACUGGGAGUGUCGGGAGUGUCUGAGAGACAGGGCAUCCUCCGAUCAAGGCGUCCACAUCCACAUUAGAGACUCGCUAAUGAGUCCGUAUGAAUUAGACAAGCUCCUCUAGUGUGCACUGGAUCACAGGAGAGUCUUGGCAAGGCUGUCUGUCCCUGGUGUAAGCGUCUAUUGAAACCAGUCUCUCCUCCCACUGUCUGUCCCAUUUUGGCUCUGUGUGCGUCUGCUUUAACAAAAGAGACAUGAGGUACGGACUGCAUGCUGCAAACGCUCCUCUCAGUAGGACUCAACACCUGUAGGAGUCACAAACAGAACAAAGCAUCAACAAAAUACAAGCAAAAGCUUUCUUUCAAUGCAGUUGUACAUAUAUAUAUAUAUAUAUAUAUAUAUAUAUAUA
Sardina pilchardus (European sardine) is the source of this 7263-nucleotide messenger RNA. RefSeq names its product Rap guanine nucleotide exchange factor (GEF) 6 (gene rapgef6). Gene Ontology annotation, biological process: small GTPase-mediated signal transduction. Gene Ontology annotation, molecular function: guanyl-nucleotide exchange factor activity; protein binding. The transcript is spliced from 30 exons. The coding region runs from base 734 to 5683 and encodes 1649 amino acids. NCBI's taxonomy places the organism in Eukaryota, Metazoa, Chordata, Actinopteri, Clupeiformes, Clupeidae. The record is from RefSeq and is a predicted model, not a curated record.